GAUGGCCAAAGAUUCAGCUCAGUUCCUGAGAUGAGGCUAAACUACAUAUUUAAUUAUAGCUAUAUUGACAAUGAGAAUGAGUCAUAUUUUACAUAUUCCCUCUACAAUAGUAGUACAAUCACAUCAAGAUUGGAGAUGGGUGUCUUGGGACAAAUUAUGCAACAAACAUGGCUUGAUGGUAGCAUUGAUUGGAAUCUAUUCUGGGCUCAACCAAGAAAACAGUGUGAUGUUUAUGCUAAAUGCGGGGCAUUUGGAGUUUGCGAUGAAGCUAAUGCAACCUGCAAUUGUUUGAGUGGUUACAAGCCAAGAUCAGAUAGAGAAUGGAUUUCAAAUGAUUAUUCUAGUGGUUGUGUAAGAGAAAGAAAUCUGCAGUGUGAUGCAGUUACUGAUGACAAAGAUAGUUUAUGGAUAAAUUCAAUUAUGACAUUACCUGCUUCUCAAGAUACUAAUAUUACAGUUGGGGAAGCCUCCCAGUGUAGAUCUGCACGUUUCAACAACUGCUCUUGCACUGCUUAUACUUAUGAUGGCUCCCGAACCUGUUCCAUCUGGACAGGGGAUCUGUUCAAUCUGCAACAACUCGGCAACAAUGAAACAGAAAGGACUAUAUUUGUCAAACGUGGCUCAGAAGCUCAAAAUAAAGCUAAGAAAGUGAUGAUGCAAAAAGCAAUCGUGUCAUCCAUAAUAGCUUUCAUGGUUCUACUCAUAGGCAGCUUUAGCUACAUUUACUAUAGAAGAAAAACGGCAAAAAGAGCAGAUAGAAGCAAAGGUAAUCAAGGGGCACAUAUAUCUCACUGGCACAAAGUUGAAGGAGAAGCAAAAGUAUUGAUGAAUGAAAACAGCGAUGAAGCUAUUGACGUUCCAUACUUUCCCUUGGAGACCAUUUUAGCAGCUACAAACAACUUCUCAAAUGCAAAUAAGCUCGGACAAGGAGGAUUUGGUCCUGUUUACAAGGGUACCUUUCCAGGUGAAAAAGAAAUUGCAGUAAAAACAUUAUCUAGUCAUUCAGGACAAGGCAUAGAUGAAUUUAAGAAUGAAGUGACUCUAAUUGCAAAGCUUCAACAUCGAAAUCUGGUGAGGCUAUUGGGCUAUUGCAUCAACGCAAUGGAACACAUAUUACUUUAUGAAUAUAUGCCAAAUAAAAGUUUAGAUAUAUUCAUAUUUGAUGGAACACUUUGUCAAUUAUUGGAUUGGAACAAACGUUAUGAUAUCAUAUUGGGCAUUGCACGGGGUCUUGCUUAUCUUCACCACGAUUCACGACUAAGGAUUAUUCAUAGAGAUUUUAAAACCAGUAACAUUUUAUUGGAUGAGGAGAUGAACCCGAAAAUUUCAGAUUUUGGCUUGGCAAGGAUUGUUGAAGGAAAAAUAACAGAAGCAAAUACAAAGAAAAUAAUGGGGACCUACGGCUACAUGUCUCCUGAAUAUGCAUUAGAUGGAUCGUUUUCCAUCAAAUCAGAUGUAUUCAGUUUUGGAGUAGUCGUACUUGAGACGAUCAGUGGAAGAAGGAAUACAGGAUUUUAUCAGUCAGAAAACGCCCUAAACUUGUUGGGCUAUGCAUGGAAAUUGUGGACAGAAGAAGAGGAGAUACAAUUAAUAGAGAAGUCAUUACUUGAAUCGUGCAACAGAAGCGAAGUAAUAAAGUGCAUAAACGUUGCUCUCCUAUGUGUACAAGAGGAUCCAAAUGAUCGUCCUAACAUGUCAGAUGUCAUUUUAAUGCUGGGAGGGGAAGGUAUUAGUCUUCCGCAACCUAGUAGACCAGCUUUUGUAAUAAGGAAGCACACUACUAGCACAUCAUCUUCUUCAAGUAAGCAAUACAUCGUCUCCAACAAUCAGGUGACAAUUACAGUUGAAGAAGGACGCUAGCAGGAAUGGUGAAGCCAUUUAAUUUCCAUGGAAAACUCUACGCUGUAUCAACUAGGUUAAUGUUCUCUUCUCAAUAAUAGUAAGGCCAAAAAGUGCAGAUGUUGGGAAAACUUUCAAGUGCUUUUACUCGACAUAUAUAUUUUUGUUUUACAAUGCAAUAGACCUUAGCAAUAAAAUGCAGGAUCAGUAACUAGAUUAAUGUAGUUUCCUUCAUUUGUCUACAAUACUUUAAAUUCUUAGUAGCACUGUAAUUUUUCACAACGAGAUCAUGGACACAAACAAGAGCACACAGUGCUUACAUUUAAAUACAUCUACUUUUGCCUA
Molecule: messenger RNA, 2184 nt
Organism: Capsicum annuum
Lineage: Eukaryota; Viridiplantae; Streptophyta; Magnoliopsida; Solanales; Solanaceae
Product: G-type lectin S-receptor-like serine/threonine-protein kinase At4g03230
Exons: 7
Coding region: 31-1860 (609 amino acids)
Biological process (GO): recognition of pollen; protein phosphorylation
Molecular function (GO): protein serine/threonine kinase activity; ATP binding
Source: RefSeq, a predicted model, not a curated record